This is a messenger RNA of Cuscuta epithymum, 2812 nucleotides long. Lineage: Eukaryota; Viridiplantae; Streptophyta; Magnoliopsida; Solanales; Convolvulaceae. The record is from the annotation of a GenBank genome assembly.
CCGCCAAUGACUCGCUCCCCCCUUUCUUGAAAAUCAAAACACCCGCCGUCCUUCUCACCCAAAUCGAAACUCCUCUCCCCCAUACUUCUCUCCCACAUCCGCACGAGCAGUCUGGUUUAGAGGUGAUAACCGGCAUCCCUGCGACCACUCUCCUCUUCGAAGCCGUUCUUUAUCUGUGUCGAUUCGAAGCGGGGCUUCUCGAAGUGUGGGCGAUUUGAGGGUUAAGAAGCGACGAGCCCUUUCUUCAACUUUAAGACGGCGACGCACACCAGUGGAGAUGGCGGACGGGUCCCUGAAGCUACGCAUUCCAAGUCAUGAUUAUUUCCCCGCGCAGUAUUCCGUCUGUUCAGCCUUCAGAAUUGCAGCGAAGUGGGUAAAAGACAGAUUUUAGCUACAUAAGUGGAUUACCAAUACAUGACGAACCAGAAGCUGCUGAAGCAGACCUUGCCGCACCAGAGGAUGAAGAUUGUGGAGAUGAUUCUGGACAGCAAUCUGGCCAAGAAGAUGAACCAGUAGGGGCCCUUGCGGAGAAGUAUUUCGGUGGCAAAGAUAACAUAACCCACGCCAAUAUGAAGAAUAUCUUUACAAAACUGAAGCCAUCCAAACGCGGUGAUGAUGCUGUGAAGUUGGCCUCGUUGUUCUAUAUUGAGUGCAUUUUGCUUGCCAAGGACAACACUACGAGGAUCAAUUCAUCAUCAGUCAGAUUGGCCAAUGAUUUAGAGGCAUUCGGGAAGUGUCCGUGGUCACUUCAAUCUUACAAGAUAUUGGUGAAACACAUGAAGGAUCUGAUGCAAGACCAACCUGAUAAGUUCCAGGAGCGGAAGAAGAAGAAUCCUAAGUAUAAGAAUGCAAAGUUAUCUGUUUACGGGUUUCCACUAGUUUUGCAGGUGUGGGCGUACGAAGAAAUUCCUGAAGUUGGUACGCACUUUGCAAACAAAGUGGGUAAUCAUGACGUGCCUUUGCUUAAUUGGACGGCUGUACCGAAAUUUCAUUACUCCAAGCUUAGAAGAUUGGUCUUUCUAGAGGAGGAGGAAAAGGUUUCUGAUUCAGAGGAGGGAGAGGAAGAAGAUGAAACAAACGAGGAAGACGUUCAAGUUUUUGAAAAACUGAAAAUAUUGGAGGAGAUGCAGAACCUGCGGGUAUGUGUUGAAAAGGUGGAAAAGAAGAUUACUAUCGUUGAAGAUAGUAUUUCAGAAAUUAAGGUACUACUUCAGAAGCUGAUUGGUAAUCAGAAUCCAUCUGUUCAAGAAGAGGUUGAUAAGGUUGAUAAUGAUGACGUGGUUGUUCAGGACGAGGCUGCGGUUGAGGCGGAGGGUGAGAACAUAGUACAAACUAGUGACGGUGAAGAUGCCGAGGUUAUCCAUGCUGAUGCCGGUCAAGGUGAAGGUCAAGGUCCCGCUGCAGAUGUUCCUUUGAAGAGCACGAGUGUACAUGAAGAAGGUGCCGCUGCAGAUCGUCAUGGGGUGGCAUACAGGCAGUUAUCUCCGACCGCAGAUUUUACCGCCCAUGAAGAUGGUGUUGUUAAGGAAGUUGGGGACGUUAGCAACCCCUUAAAGAAUGAAGGUGGCACACGGGCAGAUUUGAUCAUCUCAACUGUGGUGACUGAGGUGGAUUGGGAAAAUGAGCACAAUAAGCAUGGCAGCAACUUCCCGGAUAUUAUGAUGUGUUUAAACGAGGUGGAGGAUGAGCAGUUACCUUCGGUAACCGCGCCCGGUCCAUUUGAAAAUUUGGAUUGGGAUGGAGGCGAUGUUGGUAGUACACCGCUUGAUGUUGAGCCACUUGAAGAUGUCAGCACGAAACAUCGACAUAAGAGGAAACGGUGUCGUGCAAACUACAAAUGCUCACCAUACCUUGACCCGAUUAUCCCAAUUGAACCUCCUAUGUUUCACCCAAGCGACGAUGAUAUUGCAUCUCUGAAGGCGUGGAUUGAAGAACCUGACAAUGUAGAACCGAAAAUGGUUGUUCUGAAUCUACCAUCAUUUGAUGAAGUGGAUAGGGAGUUUUUCCGUGAGCUUGUUCAACCAGAUGAGACACUAUGGUCCUAUCAUAUGGAUGCUCUAUCGUACCUGCUUGUAAAAGAUUGUAAGACGGAGAAGCCGUAUAAGCUAAUAAACCCUUACUUUACGCAUCAACUGUUGAGUAAGGAUGCUAACGAUGAGAACGUCUGGACUCGCGAUAAGUAUCUACCAGCUGUGGACUGGAGAGGUUUGGAGAAGGUUUUUGUACCUUUGAAUGUUGUUGGGAUGCAUUGGGUUUUAGCGGAAAUUGACCUACAUGCAAAAUUGGUGCGUGUAUAUGACUCUAUGAGAACGAGUAGGUCAAGGUUGCAUGCGGCCGAUCUGUGUGUCAGACUUCCGCUCCUCUUCCGAGUCAUACAAGCCCACCCAGAUCUGAGUAAGGUAGAGGUUUGGAAAGCUAAGGCAGUUGCAGAUGUUCCGCAACAGGAGGGAGGAAGUAUUUGCGGACUCAUGGUUGUUGCUUAUGCGGAAGCAUUGAUGUUGGGGCUACCGAUGAGGCCAUAUUGCGAGUAUGCGAACGUGGCCAGCAAGAGAUGGCAUUUCGCACUACGGCUUUGGAGUUUGAGACAGACUGUUUCGUAGACAUAUGUGGAUGUCUAUUUUUUUGCUAAUGUGUAUACAUAACUGUCAUGGUUCCCAUGUAAGAAACAUUAUUUUGCUGGUUUUGUGUUUUUGUAACCUUCUGGAAUAUAAUGUAUGAUCAUGUACAUUGUUUUGGCGGUUGUGCUGUAAUGAACGUUGUAAAAUGUCCUACAAGGUUAUUCCCCAAGAGGGUUCAUAUGAAGCAUGUAACC